Verticillium alfalfae VaMs.102 is the source of this 501-nucleotide messenger RNA. RefSeq names its product cytochrome c oxidase assembly protein COX11. Gene Ontology annotation, cellular component: mitochondrial inner membrane. The record is from RefSeq and is a predicted model, not a curated record. Bases 1 to 501 code for a protein of 166 amino acids. Lineage: Eukaryota; Fungi; Ascomycota; Sordariomycetes; Glomerellales; Plectosphaerellaceae. Gene Ontology annotation, molecular function: copper ion binding. The transcript has 3 exons.
AUGCCUGGCGGCGCCCGCAACGCAUCGAGUUCCUCGCAGCAGCAGCAGUCACAGCAGCAGCGCUACACGCCGUCAAUGGCGCAGGUCAACGCCCACUACAGGAGGAAGAAUGCCACAGUAGCAUACUACACCCUCAGCAUUAUCCUCGGCACCGUCGCCUUCUCCUACGGCUCCGUGCCCCUCUACAAGAUGAUCUGCCAAACCACCGGCUGGGGCGGCCAGCCCGUGCGCGCCCACGGGCCCGACUCGACCUACGACGACGCGGACCUCGCGGCGCGCCUCGUGCCGCUGACGUCGUCGCCGCGCAUCCGCGUCACCUUCAACGCCUCCGUCUCGGACGUGCUCCCCUGGAAGUUCACGCCGCAGCAGCCGCGAGGUCGGCGUGCUCCUCCGCGAGACGGCCCUUCGCCUUUCUACCACGGCGACGAACAACUCGGACCGCGACAUCAUCGGCGUCCGCACGUACAGCGUCACGCCCGCCCAAGGUGGCGCCCUACUUAA